Drosophila subpulchrella is the source of this 1691-nucleotide messenger RNA. RefSeq names its product G protein pathway suppressor 2. Gene Ontology annotation, biological process: regulation of transcription by RNA polymerase II. Gene Ontology annotation, molecular function: transcription coregulator activity. Bases 283 to 1530 code for a protein of 415 amino acids. The transcript is spliced from 5 exons. The record is from RefSeq and is a predicted model, not a curated record. NCBI's taxonomy places the organism in Eukaryota, Metazoa, Arthropoda, Insecta, Diptera, Drosophilidae. Gene Ontology annotation, cellular component: transcription regulator complex.
GUGGCAACACUGGUCGGUACAUCCCAACAAAUUGUUUACCACAAAAAACCGUGCUGAAAUUUACAAAAAAGCCAAGCGCAGCACGCCGCCGAGCCUUCGUAGUGAUCCCCACGACGCCCGCCAAGACCCAGAGUUAGCCGGAGCGGUGUCCACCUGAUUUCACGCCCGUCGCCAGAAGCACAUCAUUCCACCUUUGGGGAGCCCCUCGGCCGAACAGUCGCGAUUGCCCGGCCGUCCACAAACGCUUAUAAAAUUGGCAAGAUAACUAAGCAUAGCACAAAGAUGCCGCCAGCAUCAGCGGUGAACAACAGCAACGCGGCCGCCCAGGCGGCGAAGGCCGAGCGGGCGGAGAAGCUGCGCGGAGCCCUGAAGGGCUUCAUCGUGGCGGACCGUCAGAGGCGCCAGGAGGAGUUCGAGACACAGUGCGAGGAGCAGCGAUUGCGCAGGGAGCGCGAGGAGGUGGAGCGCCAGAACCAGGCGGCCCUGGACGACACACGAGGCCAGAUCACACGGCUGGACGAGCAGCUGGCCGAUCUGCACAGUCAGAAGCACCAGCUCACCGUCCAGCUGAAGAAGGUACUCAACGAGGAUGAAACACGGAAGAAGAUGGCCAAGGAGAACGAGCUGUUCGCCAUCCAGCAGGCGGCGAGUGGCCCGGUCUUCCUGCCGCCCCUUCGCCUCCAACACCAGCACCAUCCGCUGAUGCAAAAGCCCCCUCCCGGCGGACAGUCGGGGAAACGUGGCCGGAGUCCCUCGCCACCGAGUCAGCAGCAGGCCUACUACAAGAGCGCCGCCAGCUACGCCCAGCAGAAACACGAUGACUACCGUCGUGCCGCGGACUAUGCUAGAUUAUCAUGGAACAAGACCACGGCGCAGUAUCCGGGCACGGGAACGGUCUUCUACCAGACCACCGCCCCUCCGCCGACGACGCAGCACUCCAUCUACAACUACAAUCUUCCCUUGCGUCAGGCCUACCAUGUGGAUCUGCCCAGCGCCACGGUCAGCAAGCCACCGGACUCACAGUCGCCCAAGGCUCCGCCCCAAGCGCAGCCGAUGCAAGUGCUUCACAUUAACCUCGACCAGCCGGCCAUUUCGCAGGCCGACUUGGUGGCCCAGUCCGGCGGCAGCAUCUCGGUGAAGGCCACCCAGCCGCAGGUGACCAUGGAGAAGCUGCCCGACCGCUACCACAUCGAGGUGAAGCACGACGGCCAGCCGCCGAGCCACAUCCCACCACCACCGCAUCUGCUGUCGGAGGGCGUUAUCUUCAAGCCGCUGCUCAGCGAACUUUCCAUGCACACCAACGUGUUGCAGAUAAGCAGCAGCCAGUUUCCUCCACAGAAUCCCAAGACGGCGGGCAGCAUCACACAGGGCUAUGCCCCUGGUCGAGGUGGAUCCGCUCACGAACAGCAGCUGGCUCGGCAACAGUUGGCGAUGCUGCCUGGACAGCCGGGAGCCCCGACCGGAUCCGUUUCCGGGUCCGCUCAGCCGCCUCCUGGCCAGCAGAUGCACUACACGCGACGAUUGUACUAGCCCCGGCUGAGGGUUUAGCCCUGUUGGCGCUACGGAACUCACUCACUGAUAUACUUACGAUUUUAAAUGGACAUUAUACUGACUACGCUUCCCUCGUGGAGUCGCAUACACGAAAUAAAACACACAACUAUGGCGUCCCUAUUUUCCAAUCGAUAAUACAA